AUGGGACCCGAUGUGAGAGGCACACCUCUCAGUUAUGAACAAUUACCCAAUUCAUUCGCAAACAUGCAAUUUGUCACUCAACGAAUCACAGACGAAGUAGAUGGCAGCCCAUUUCGUAGAUCGAUGUUGGGACCUGGUGAGCCGUCGACAUUUAACGAUCCACCGACUCACCAGGAAUCCUGCACACCUCGCAACCAUCGAUCCACAUGGACGAUCGUGGCGAGUGUCGUCCCGUGGGGAGGCGUUCGUCGCCUUCUUCAGUUCUUCUUGUCCAGUCAGCUGGUGUUUAAUUGCCUUGUCCUGCAUGUUCUAUCCUGCUGUGCGUCAAUCCGAGCCUAAUAUCUGAAAAACGAAAUGGAGCAACGAGGACUCUUCGACUUCUCCCUUAAACACACUGACGAGCCAUACUCCAGUGAUUCUAGCUUAUCCAAAGGAUGCUAUUCUGAUGAUGACGACGCCGCUACUCAGGGAAAGUGGGCUUUUCGCCGGUGUCCCAAUUGCAUGAAUGACGGAGAGUAUGAAUGCAAAAAGUACGACGUUGGGUUUGCCAUUCAGGCGGCUCAGCAGGAGGCACUCGUCUACGCUGAACAUUGCGAAAAAUCCUACGAGAAAGCUCAGGAGCGCAAGAAGCGGAAGUAUGGGCUCAGCAAGACCAAGCCAGCCGACCACAAGUCGGCAUACUGCAUGGACGACAACCCCAAACUUUCGCCAAGCGUCCAGAGGGAAGGAAACGCUCGUCAGCCUACCUCUUGCCAACGCUGCGCUAAACAUAUCAAGGAACUCAGCCUCAGCGAAGCUCGGCUGGAGUUCAUAGUCACUUGGGGACAAAAUAUCCGAAAGGCCACCCGAAAGCAAGAUAAGGCCUACGCCAAAAUUGACGAGCUGGUAGCAGUCCUGCUCCAGCUGACGAGACCUUUGAGAGCCCUCCUUGGAGGUCAGCUGGGCCGUCUAACGAAGAUUCUUCUUAGGAUAGGAGACGCCUAUACUCUUCCCAACUACGAGCCGAGAUGGUCGCUGAAAAGAAGCCGCUACUCAAGCGACGAUUCCAAUGAUGUUCAAUAG
Messenger RNA from Haemonchus placei, 1062 nucleotides. The record is from the annotation of a GenBank genome assembly. NCBI's taxonomy places the organism in Eukaryota, Metazoa, Nematoda, Chromadorea, Rhabditida, Trichostrongylidae.